AUGAAAAAUAUUGCAAAAGAAGUUAAAAUUUUUCGCGAAAAUAAUGGAACAAUUAUUUCAAUAAUAUCAAGUGACAAUAUGACGAAAACAUGUGCUACAAUUAAACAAGAUCAAUCAACAAAUAAGUCAAACAAUAGUACAGGCAUAACAAUUAAUGAUCAGCAUAAUGAAACUGAAUUCAUGGAUACAAAUGAUCAAAUUUUAUCAGUUUUGCGUGGCAUAAUUAAACGUGCUAAAGAAAAAGGUUUUAUUAUGGAACAAGAUAUCGAUGAUUUAGAAUAUUCAUCCGAAGAAGAAAUUACAAAAUCGAAUAAAGAUCUCAAUAAUAUAUGA
Rotaria sp. Silwood2 is the source of this 333-nucleotide messenger RNA. NCBI's taxonomy places the organism in Eukaryota, Metazoa, Rotifera, Eurotatoria, Philodinida, Philodinidae. The record is from the annotation of a GenBank genome assembly.